GGCAUUUCCUGGUUGAGUUCAACCCCCAGAUCCGAGUCCGACCGCCUCGAUCGGGACGGGAGCCCCCACUCCACCGAGCCCCAGGCCGCCGCAGGCCGCAGCCACCGCCGCGACGGGCUGACCCACCCCGACCCGCGCAUUCCCUCCCUCAGAUCCCCAGAUCCCCCACCACGGCCAUGGCCGCCGCGCCUCACGCCCGCCUCCGCCCGCGUCGCCACUGCUAGCGCCAUGGCCGCCGCCGCAGCCUCCUGCCGGAGCCCGCUCGCCUGGCUCUUCGCGCUCGCCGCCGCGCUCUUCUUCGCCUCCUGGUACCUCCUCCUCGACUCCGCCGCGGGCCUGCCGGCCGCCGCCCGCCCUUAUCUCGGCGGCGGCGGGCGGCGGCCCGGCCCCGCGAGGAAAUGCGACCCGACGGGGGCGCUGCUGCGGGUCUACAUGUACGACCUGCCCCCCGAGUUCCACUUCGGCCUGCUCGACUGGAAGCCCCCCGGCUUCGGCGGCGGCGUGUGGCCCGAUGUCAGGGGCGGCGGCGGCGUGCCGGAGUACCCGGGGGGCCUCAACCUGCAGCACAGCAUCGAGUACUGGCUCACCCUCGACCUCCUCGCCUCCGAGCAGGGCGCGCCCACGCCCUGCGCCGCCGUGCGUGUGCCCCGGGCCGCCGACGCCGACGUCGUCUUCGUGCCCUUCUUCGCCUCGCUCAGCUUCAACCGCCACUCCCGGGUGGUGCCGCCCGCGCGGGACAGCGAGGACCGCGCGCUCCAGCGGAGGCUCCUCGAGUUCCUCGCCGCGCGGCCCGAGUGGCGGAGGGCCGGCGGACGGGACCACGUCGUGCUCGCGCACCACCCCAACGGGAUGCUCGACGCGCGCUACAGGCUCUGGCCCUGCGUCUUCGUGCUCUGCGACUUCGGGAGGUACCCGCGCAGCGUCGCCAACCUCGACAAGGACGUCAUCGCGCCGUACCGGCACGUCGUCGCCAACUUCGCCAACGACACCGCCGGCUACGACGAUCGGCCGACGCUGCUCUACUUCCAAGGCGCCAUCUACAGGAAGGAUGGUGGAUCCAUCAGGCAGGAACUGUAUUACCUUCUGAAGGACGAGAAAGAUGUGCAUUUUUCAUUUGGAAGCGUGGCCGGUAAUGGGAUUGAGCAAGCGACGCAGGGGAUGCGGGCUUCCAGGUUCUGCCUCAACAUUGCAGGCGACACGCCGUCCUCCAAUCGCCUUUUUGACUCUAUAGUCAGCCACUGUGUUCCAGUCAUCAUCAGCGAUGAGAUUGAGCUCCCGUUCGAGGAUGUCCUCGACUACUCCAAGUUCAGUGUCAUAGUCCGUGGCACAGACGCAGUCAAGAAGGGAUUUCUAAUGAACCUAAUCACAGGGAUCAGCCGAGAAGAGUGGACACGCAUGUGGAACAGGUUGAAGGAAGUAGAAAAGCACUUUGAGUACCAGUACCCGUCUCAGACCGAUGAUGCUGUCCAGAUGAUCUGGAAGACCAUCGCUCGGAAGGUGCCCUCAAUCCGUCUGAAGAUCAACAGACUACGAAGGUUUUCUCGGUUUGAAACUAACAAGACAGAUGAGGGUCCAUCUCAUUCUUCUUCUUGGCUACAGAAUCAGGCUCCUUGAUUUUGAACUAGAAAACUCAAGUUCGCCAGGUUUCAAUCCUGUGGAAAAAGACUGAGCCUGAACCGCGGGAUGGGGACAAAUGUUGCGGCUGCUGAGAUUAACAGAUUAAAGUUGAUAGACGGUAGAAUCACAGGAUUUACACAAACCAUGGGUUAUCAUUUUUCUUCCAAUUUAUUCUUUUACUUACGAUUCAGCUAAUAUGUCCUCGGCUGCAGAUUAGGUCCAAUAAGUUUUGUAUGACAAGUUGUAUAUUCUAGGGGGUAGCAGAUUUGUUGAUAUAUGAGUCACUGAAUUGGAAACUACUGGAACUCGGAA
Molecule: messenger RNA, 1929 nt
Organism: Setaria italica (foxtail millet)
Lineage: Eukaryota; Viridiplantae; Streptophyta; Magnoliopsida; Poales; Poaceae
Product: probable arabinosyltransferase ARAD1
Exons: 2
Coding region: 229-1614 (461 amino acids)
Molecular function (GO): glycosyltransferase activity
Source: RefSeq, a predicted model, not a curated record